UAUUUGAUAUAUCGUCAUUUCCUUACCUGGCAACCCCGCAUCUUGACCUUCACACGUGUUGCCGUACAGAGCCACGCCGAACCGCGACGAGCAGGUAUGGCUGACCAAGAAGGGUUCAAAUACAGUCCAAGAAGAGGUGCCGCACGAUUUCGGUCCCUGAAAACUGACAGUGAGUUGAGAUCGCCCCUUUGUCCAACUGAUGCCCACUCGGGAAGAGGUGCCCCAGUCUACUGGAGCCCUGUGGAUCAAAGGAAAGAUGCUGAUGUUGCUGGAGGCAGUAAUUCUGCACAAGAAGUUUUACAUUGUGAAGCUGCUGACUUACCGGAAAGGGAGACUUCUCCCAUCCCUAACCCCAGAGAUAAACUUGAUGCGCUGUUGGAAUGUGAGGAAGAAGACUUUGAUGAUGAUGGUGCAGCGGCCCUCUCUCUUCCGGGCAUGUCACCUCCUAAAAGCAUAUCCUCAGAUGAAGAGCUCUCAGUGCACCAGAUCGAGGACUUCAACAAAACAGAUGAAAGCGUGGAGACUGAAGUUUGGCUCAUGGACUGGCACAAGAAUCACAUGGCAGCUUUAAGCAGUGAGAMGUUCGACAGCCUCCUGAAAAUGUGUCCAGAGUUUUCUGCCUGUAAAAGCCACAUGGCUGCUUUUGUCUUGAUAAGCGAGGUGCUGGAUACAGCGGGUCGUCCAUGUAAGCGUUACAAAGUGGUGGCAGUGGGAGCUGGCCGUUCAAGCUGCAGCAAGUGGCUUUGCUACAAUGGGAUGAUGGUUCAUGACUGCCACGCCAUCAUCAUCGCCAGAAGGGCUCUCCUGAGGUUCCUGUACAAACAGCUUUUGCUGUUUUCUGAUGCUGAUCCAAAGGCCAAGGAGAGCUGUAUUUUUGAGAAUAGUGUAGACAGCCACCAGCUGCAGCUCAAACCUAAAACCAGCCUGCAUCUCUACACCAAUCAGUGCCCCGAGGGAGCAGCCAAGGAUUUCUACUUUAAGGAUUUAACAAACGUGAGCUGGGCCACGAUGAAGCUGCAGUAUCACGCCAAGGGCCUGCUCGUUCCCGUGGCUUACCUUGAGCCGAGUUUGUGGGGUGCCAGAGUGUGCUGCAUGUCCGGCAGCGACAAGCUGUGCCGCUGGACUGUUACCGGAGUUCAGGGAGCRCUGCUGAGUCACUUCAUUCAGCCUCUUUACAUCACCAGCAUAGUGCUCGGAGGCCAGAAGAUUUUGAAUGAGAAGGUGUCUGACAUCACUAACAAGCGCCUGGGAGAUGGUUGGGAUGGAGUUCUGCCUCCCUUCUAUAAGAAACACAACAUCAUCUUUCUCAGCGAUGACUAYGUUGGACCUGCUGGGUCGCUGCCGCCGCACGACCACUUCAGCAUCAACUGGUGUCUUGGAGACAAAGACAUCGAAGUUCUGGACUGUCGCACGGGCAACGUCGUUGAGGGCUCUCCAUAUGUGAGUGGUCCCAGCUUCUCAAGCAGACUUUGCAAGAGAGCCCUCUACAGUUACUUCCAACGAGUUGCACAACUGGGUGGGCACACCUACCUGCUGGAUCUUCCCACCUAUCACAGUGUCAAGAAGGAUGCUGUUGCGUACCAGACGGUUAAAGAGCUGGUCAAAGAACAUUUCCUGAGCUUCCAAGCUGGACCCUGGAACUCAAAGAAGCUGGUGGAUUGCUUCAGUGCUUAAACACUCACAGGAGGAGUUAUCUCAAUGUUUAGAAAAGUUCCUGCUAAGAUUUUAUUUGUUUUUGUUCCUUACUGCCAUUUGCAUUGUUAGUUUUAAGUGAUUUCUGAUSUUCUUUUGUAUGUAACAUUAAAGUUUUGAGUUUGUGUGGGUGUUUGAAAAAAAAUAAACAAGACCUGACUGUUGCA
Messenger RNA from Austrofundulus limnaeus, 1859 nucleotides. RefSeq names its product adenosine deaminase domain containing 2 (gene adad2). Gene Ontology annotation, molecular function: tRNA-specific adenosine deaminase activity; double-stranded RNA adenosine deaminase activity; adenosine deaminase activity. The transcript is spliced from 11 exons. Bases 97 to 1674 code for a protein of 525 amino acids. The record is from RefSeq and is a predicted model, not a curated record. Gene Ontology annotation, cellular component: cytoplasm; nucleolus. Gene Ontology annotation, biological process: RNA processing; adenosine to inosine editing. NCBI's taxonomy places the organism in Eukaryota, Metazoa, Chordata, Actinopteri, Cyprinodontiformes, Rivulidae.